CACGAAACAAACGGCUUUUCAGUAUCUGAAAUUAUAACAACAUAAUAAUAAUAAUUAUAAUAUGUACUGCAAUCACGUGUAAGCCGCACUGUCCAUAUUAUGGAGCAUAUACGUAUUCCACAUUAUUCUGCCAGCGCUCAUAUUACAGCGCAACUCCACGGGACAGCAUCAUGGGAACAGCGCAACACAGCCAUCCCCGAUGAGACGCCGGUCGCCGACAUCCGCCGGCGAAUGCUGCUGGCCAUCGCCAUCCAGACCGGGAUCAUUGUCAGCGUCGGCAUUCUCAUCGUCGUUCUGGCGCCCAUCGUUUUGCCCAUGGCAUCCGUUCCCAUCAGCCUGUACCUCAUCGGCGGCGUUCUUAUCCUGACGCUCUUCGUUAGCGCACUAAGCGCCUAUCGUGUCCACGCCAUAAAGUCCAUCGGCGGCUUCCAAGCCCCCGCCGACCCGACCGAAGCCCUGUCGGUCGUAGAGAUGCAGGAAGCCAAGCAGUUUCCCGUGUUGUACGCCUUCCGCCACUACAACUACGCGCUGUUGGGCGUGCUGAGCGGCAGCUUGAUCGGUGUUGUCAGCCAAAUCGUGAGAGAUCUCCAGCACGGCCAGGUGGCGAAUAUACAGUGGCCCCUCCUCGCCUUCGGUGCCGGGUUCAUCCUGCUGGCGACCUGUAAUACCUACAAUUUUGUCGCGACGGAGGGCUACGCUAAAGAGCUCCAGGCGAAACGCCGGGAUUUCUUCUCCUUCGAGGAGAUACGCCGCCGACAGCUUAAACGGAGUUCCGCCGCCGGGGCGCCGGUGACGUUCAACCCUUUACCUGCGCAUCUUCCGGUUUCUGCCCCCGAAGAGACGCUGCAGACCGUUCUUCGAAAUAAGUAAAUGCUC
This is a messenger RNA of Paramacrobiotus metropolitanus, 876 nucleotides long. RefSeq lists its product as uncharacterized. The record is from RefSeq and is a predicted model, not a curated record. NCBI's taxonomy places the organism in Eukaryota, Metazoa, Tardigrada, Eutardigrada, Parachela, Macrobiotidae. Bases 100 to 870 code for a protein of 256 amino acids. The transcript has 2 exons.